This is a messenger RNA of Aaosphaeria arxii CBS 175.79, 4507 nucleotides long. RefSeq lists its product as uncharacterized. Lineage: Eukaryota; Fungi; Ascomycota; Dothideomycetes; Pleosporales. Bases 241 to 4200 code for a protein of 1319 amino acids. The transcript has a single exon. Gene Ontology annotation, molecular function: protein binding. The record is from RefSeq and is a predicted model, not a curated record.
CACGAAGGCAGCUCUCCCAGCUAGCGAUUGUCAGUGCAGAUCUCAGUGCAGAUCGGAGGAUCUCCUAGCGGGGAAGUUUUCGGCUUUUGAGCCCAGUACAUGCCGUGAUAUGGGACUGUCCCACUCUGCUCGUGUUCCGAACGAUAUCGAAGGAAGCCUGGUCCCAUCGACAUCAUUUAACGUUCCAACAGCCUGGCCCGGACAUCGCGCCAACUACGUUACCAGCGAGCCGUAGCCAGAAUGAUUACCGAAACUGAUAACCUCCAGCUUGCAGUAAAGGAUGACCUGAACGUUGCAUGGGAACAGGUCAUUAAAGAAUGCAACCAGAUCGCUGGUUGGAAAGAGGAACAGAAAAGGACCCUGACCGUGAGCGAUGUGCUCAACAACGUCCAGCCCCACAAAAAGAUCCCCGAGACGGUUACGAGCACCGCAAGGAAAGUGGUCAAGACCACCCUGCUAUGCGUGCAGCGGUUCGGAGAUGUCGUUGCGACAGCCACCUCGGCCGUUUUCCCACCUAGCCAGCAAUGCUUCAACGCAGUCAAUUUCCUCAUCCUGGCCACCCAGAGCACUGAAGAGUUUUUCGCCGAUGUCACGACGCUGAUGGAGCGCGUGUCUGUGUUCCUCGAAUGCCUCUCCGUGUACUUGGACGACGAGCGCAUCAAGGCCGGGUCAGACGCCGGCACAGAAGUACUUGACAGUCGUCUUCGACCCAGCAUCUAUCGUGUUCUUGAGCACUUUGUGGUGAUCAUCACUCUGUCGCAUGCUCUUGCUACAAGACCUAAGCGGGAACGACUGAAGGUCUUUGCGAAGAAUUUGUUCUUUGGAGAUGAUAGCCGUAUCAAAGAUGCGCUGGCCACGCUCGAGACUCGCGUUUCGGACAUCACCAGAGUUCAGAUCACGGUGAUUGGACAGGAUUUGAAAGGCGCCGUUCGAGACGUCCGAGAAUUGAAAGCGGACAUGGAUCUGAUGAUCUCCAGUGAACAGUCCAACACGAGUCUUCUAGUCGGCCUGACGGAGAUUGAAGAAUCGAGACGACUCAUGGACAUGGAAAAGGAGUUUGACGAAACGCUACGCUUGAAACUGGGUCUUGACAGUAGGCAAUCGUGGCGGGAUCGCCACACGAAUAUAUCUGAAGAAAUUGUCGCCGGCACAGGAAGCUGGCUGCUGGAACAUCUCCCUGAAUUUGAAGAAUGGGCCGACGUUAACAAGAAUACGGUUGCCAACGUCUUUUCUGUGAGUGCGCCAAAGGGCUAUGGCAAGACGUUCUUGACAUAUGCUGUUGUCGAGCAUUUACUCGGCAGGUGCAAAAAGGAAGACCCAGAACGCGACGUGGAUCUAGCAUACUUCUACCUUCCACGAACUUCCCAAGAGCCAGGCGCGACCAAACAAGAAGGCUCUUCGCUUAACAAGGCACUCAAGGCACUGAUCUACCAGUUUUCCCAAAGCAAUGCAGCGUACCGAGAGUUCAUUCGAUCGACCAUGCAAGAGGACAUUGGGCUCGGAAACACUGCGGGCUUGUGGGCAAAGCUGGUCCAUGGCUUCAUCACUUCGAGUCAGGCGAACUUCUUCGUCGUGAUAGAUGGCAUCGAGGUCAUGGGGAAACAGGAGGAGGAGCUAUUCUCUGCCAUUAUGAGGCAGAUUUCCACACCAGGAGCUGACACAUCUUCCACACGACUUCGAGUAUUCUUCACGGGCCUACCCGACGCCAUUACAGAUUUGCAGCAGAGAUGCGGUCUCAAAGCACCUCAAAUCUCCUUUGGCGAAAGCGCGACCGAAUCAGAUGAUCUUGUCAAUCGGGACGACGUAAGGAAAUUCCUGCAUGCUAGACUCAAAGGAAUGGAGAACUUCUGGGAUGACUCUUCAGUCCACCAAAAACACAAGACCAGAAUACAACAAAUACUGUUACAGCAUGUUGGAGGAAAUUACGAGCGGCACAACCUGGUGUUGCGUGAGGUUGAGGCCUGCAGAAAUGUACGACAGUUAGACAACAUCCUGAACCACGUCAAUGAGAGCCAACUGCAGAAAAUCGAGCGACAAAUCGAGAUUUUGAAUCAAAAUCUGUCCAACGAUGAGAUUGUCGAGCUCAGCGCGAUCAUUGCAUGGCUCCACGACAAGAGGAAAAUGGACGGGUCCAACUGUGAUCUCGAACAAUACUUCUUUUGGGAACAAGAGAUGUAUUACUUUGCACCUCGUCUUCCAGGCCAAUCAUCGGGAGGAGGAACAUCGGACAAUGCCAGACUGAUCCCGUUACCGACUCGGAACAACUCUCAUUCCCUGAACCUGGUGGAAGAAUACCUUGCCAUCACGCUUGAAAAUGAAACAGAGAGCGAGAGAUUGAUAAGCCUCCGUAAACAAAUCCAAGAGAAGUAUAGUGCGGUGCUCACAGUUGACGAUGAGAGUCUUGUCUUCCUGAAGUACGACGAGCUUAACUCGUUCCGCUCAAAAACCAGCGAAAGCAUCGCCGAGCAGAUGGCCCAGCGGCAACAAGUAGCCGUAUUGCCAGAGGAGCUUGCGUUGAUCCAAAAGAUCAUCAAAACACAAUUCACCAAUGUUUUCGGGAAGGACGGGGACGACCUCUACAAGAAAUACGGACUGGAUGAGUUCUUCGGGUCCAAGACAGAAGGCCAAAAGCCGCGCAUCGUAUUCAAUCCGAGCGGUAACCAUGCAGCUAUUCUCAACGCCUGCAUUAUUGCCAUCAACGGACAAUGGGGUGCGAAAGAAUUUCCGACACUGCGAAAGUACGCCUAUCAGAACUUAAAGUAUCACCUGCUGAAUGCUGAUCUGCAUCAAACCGACUCUUCGACUGCACUGCGCAUCGGGCGUGGCCUUGUAAAGUUGCUGCAAGACGAUAAAUUGUCAGACCUGUGGUGGAACCGUCCAUUUGCUGGAGAAUCGUGUCUCAGUCCGGAAUUCGGGAACGCCAUGCGAACCUGGCUAUGCCAGCCAGCUGUGUUGCAGAAAUACGAAGAAGUGUUACACGUUACGAAAUGGCUCAACAGAGUUGCUGCCGCCGAUAACCCGGCAAAGGUGAUACUGGAAUACGUCGCAAAGGCUGCCGCGAAGCAAUACUACUCUGGCGAGCUUGGAAAUUGGAUGUUUCCAUUCAGAUUUCUGGCCAGCUAUGUUGGAGCUCUCGAUGUACCACCUUCUUCAAAAGUAGCAACGCACAUGUACAGGAACCCUGGGACAAACGUGCUAUUGCACGCAGGAAAGGUGGAGUACUGGAUUGAGACUACGUGCAAUCUGGAUGCGGAUGACCUGAUACUGCUGAAAGUGAGGACUGGGCAGAUCCUCUUCGAACUUUCCAACGAGUGGUGUUCUGACGCAAGUGACGACUACGAUAACGUGCAGGAGGCCAACGCGGCAUUUAGAUCGCUGGCACAGGAGAUUUACGAUGAAGCCGCGGCGAAAAAUCCGAAUACUUUGCGUGUCGUGCUCUUGCGCGCUCAGCUCGACAUGGACAUCGGUCGAUACGAUGAAGCGCUACAGUAUCUGAAUGAACGCAUGGAAGGGACCAAGCUUAGUCUCUUUGUCCCUAUUAGACUCUUUGUCAUCCCCGUUGAUGACUGGCGGCUUGGAAACGCCCUCCUCAGCGAGUGCUAUUUCCAGACAAAGAACUACAGGCUAGCGGUCGAUUCCUACUUGCCGGUCGUCAGCCUCGGAGUUGACAAUUACGAGUACCGCCGAGUCGAAUCUUGGUUCAGAAGCGCAUUCCAGCGUCUUGCCUCUUCAGACGCAGAUCCUGAAGUCUUGAGAUUAGUUCGCUGCUUAGAUGGCCAUGCAACAACCAUGGGUAGAGGACUACGCACGAUACUCACCCGACUGUCGAAACAGGAGUAUCAGACCAUUAACAGCACAACCGCUCGAUUGGGAAAGGUCUUCGAGAUCAUCAAGAUAUAUGCCAGGGCGAUGCACGAGGCAUCCGUCGAUCCCCGUCCUUACUAUUGGCCCGAAGCCGUGACAAGUGGGGUGAACGCCCUUAUCUGGCUUGCCAAAGACUUGCCCAAUAGUGGUAUUACUAUUUACGGGUCAGAACAUCUUUCAGAUGCGAGCAUGUGGAAAGGGGUCCCCACAAGCUGGUUAGAAAUUCUCGGUUCAACAGACAGUUCGGCGGAGAAGUUCGCAAAAUUCAAGCAUAAAGCAGCCGAAGAGAUGGAAUUAUGGAGGAAAGAUGGUGUGAUUAAGCAUCACUGCCUGUAAUUGCUGAUUGGAAGAAAGUACAUCAGAUAUAUACUCAGUAGGCUUCAUUCCUUUCGUAAGGACUGAGCCAUACAGUGAGACAUGCACAAGACAUACGAGAAUAUUCCGACGUCAAAGAUUCAUCUCAUCAACUCUGAUCUAUACGCAAAUCAUUGAACUUUGUGUCCUCAUAGAAUAAUCAUCGUGUAGAAGGCUACAAGCUAUCAAACCCAGCUCUGGAAACCGAGUUCAGAUCUUCAGGAUGCCCUUUCAUAUGAUUAGUUCUUUUUACUCUGCUUGUAGACGUUUGUAUAUAGAUCAAUUCAUU